AGGAUUGUUUUCAAGACGGAAUGAUUGCCAUUUUCAUAACAUUAGUACUACUGAAUGCAGUUACCUUGGUAACUGCCCAGCCUCCUUCCUGUCCCCAUGGUUGGAUACUCCGUGAAUCUUCGUGUUAUUUAUUUGUUAAUGAUGACUCUGAAGAUUGGAUGGUCGCUAUGUCAUUUUGCAAUACUCUUCAGGCAAAGUUAGUGGAAAUUGAAUCUGUAGCUGAGGACGAAUUUAUACGCAUGCAUUUGAUAGACAACAAAUUAACAG
This is a messenger RNA of Saccostrea cuccullata (small rock oyster), 267 nucleotides long. RefSeq names its product C-type lectin domain family 2 member L-like. Lineage: Eukaryota; Metazoa; Mollusca; Bivalvia; Ostreida; Ostreidae. The transcript is spliced from 3 exons. The annotation marks the transcript as partial. The record is from RefSeq and is a predicted model, not a curated record.